Messenger RNA from Peniophora sp. CBMAI 1063, 108 nucleotides. NCBI's taxonomy places the organism in Eukaryota, Fungi, Basidiomycota, Agaricomycetes, Russulales, Peniophoraceae. The record is from the annotation of a GenBank genome assembly.
AUGACCUCCCUCACCACCCUUACCGAGCGCGAUGUCAUCAAAGUAUCCUCCCGCGUGAAGUGGACGAACCCAGGCAUCAUUAGCCUCGCACAGACUCUGCACAAGGUG